Purpureocillium takamizusanense is the source of this 3615-nucleotide messenger RNA. RefSeq lists its product as uncharacterized. Lineage: Eukaryota; Fungi; Ascomycota; Sordariomycetes; Hypocreales; Ophiocordycipitaceae. The coding region runs from base 1653 to 3152 and encodes 499 amino acids. The transcript is spliced from 3 exons. The record is from RefSeq and is a predicted model, not a curated record.
CUCAUCAGCGCCAUGCCACGGCUGGUGGAGGCCAUGGCACACACGGCCGGACGAACGCCAGCCCCGUCAUCCAAUCUUCACCCACCGGCCUGGUGCGUGCGCCGGGCACUCGACUCGACCGGGCCCAUCCAUGCCCUCGUCCCCCAUCCGGGUCCCACCUCGCCGUCGCUCAUAAGAAGACGAAGAAGAAGCAAGCUGCUACCAACUACUACUACGACCAUUACCGCUUCGUCUGUGUACGUCGUUGCCUAGCCACGAGCUUCGUUCUUCUGCAGAGACAACGCACGCACGCACGCACACGCCUACGUACCAACAACGUAGCUCGCACGAGCCCCAGCCUGCACAUAGUAUCUACUUACACAUACAGCACAUACUCUACUACAGACCUUGCACCGAACGACAGACGCACACACCCAGCGUGAGGCCGGAACCCUGCGUUGCGAUAGACUUUCCAUUGGUCCCGUCGCCCCCCGUCCUCCUUGGCUUACACCAGCAAUUCACCCGGAUCGCCGGGCACCACGUUCAGCUCCACCGGGUCGUCACAUCAUCACAUCACCAGGCUCCUUGCCCAGCCGUGUUCGCUGGCUGGCUGCCCGUUUCGGCGACGAGCUGAAGCUGGACCUGGCCCUACAGGCGCGCCAUGCCCGACCUGGCCGGACACCACGACUAUUGUUGAGUGCCACAAAAUUACCACGGAGCCCACGAUCCGAUAUAUCCAGAACACGCCCGGCCUGGCGCCGUGAACAUUGCCCCAUCCAUCUUCACCUUUCCCGUUGCUCGUUGGGCCCCGAUUGCCUCACGGCGCGGAGAUAGCAGGAUCGCUCCCCCAUGCAUUGAUUGAUGCCCCGACGUCGAUACUCAACGGGUCGACGCCGGGCAUUGUCCGCAUCGCAUGACAACUGCCUUUUGCCUGACACUGUACCCUCCCCGGUCGAGGAAGACCCUUGCUGGCCACAACACCCCCGGCAUCCACUGCUGGCUGUCAAUCCAACAUUCGCAUUCAGCAUUCCCUAUACAGAAACCCGAGUACCGGAUACACAAGAACAACCGCCAACACCCAGCUUGCGCGCCGGGUUUGGACACCGCACGCGAAAUCAAUAUAGCGAACGACCCGUCCCCCCACACAGCCCGCCAGUUGGCUAGUCCCUGUCGACAGCCAGAAGAGGUUGAUUCCUGGUCGACGUUGACUUGGGUCUACGACCUACUUCAACUGCUACUCCCACUAUUAAGCGCCCGGCUCCUGCUCCUACCUCUUUGGCCUUCAUCCCCGUCAAUAGCUUCGCGGCGCAUCCUGGGCGCUUGCGGCCAAUCCUCCCCCAACGGUCGUCCCCCAUUGGCCAAUUCCCGUUUCCGACAGACUGGCGCCGGCGCCUCGCAAAACAUGGGACGGCGAGGUUGCGCCUCGGUGCUUCGCGAGCUGCUCUGAUUGAUCGAUUCUUCGACGUCCGAGUGCGGCAAGACAAAGUCCACCACCAUCGCUUUGCGGCGUGUCGUGCGUCGUGCAUCUGCAUCGGCGCAGUCGGAGUCAGCCGCCUGGGCGAGGCGACAGGUGGAACAAGCGCGUUGUUGGCCAGCGCUGUGAAGGACGGCGCCUCGCUUAUACGUGGCGGCGCAGUAAGAGUAUUUACUUGCCGCCCUUGCCUCGCCUCGCCAUGGAUCCCACGACGACGCUCAUCACCUUUCUUCUUCAAACGGAUCCUUCGGUCCAGUCUGUUCAGCUCAUUGGCUCCUGGGACAACUUUUCCACGUGUUACACCAUGAGACGGGAUGUCCGACGCGGCCGCGGUCAAUGGCGAGGCUGUUAUUCCUUCAAGGAUAUUGUUUGCGACGACGUCGCCGCGUCUGCUGCUCCCAGGAAUGGAGGGCUCAAGAUGGGCGCCACCUACUACUACUAUUACGAGCUGGACGGAUCCACCGAGACUCACGAUCCCGCUGAGCCUUGGACAACGGCAUGCCCGUCCCUGCCCGGGCAGACGGUCAAUACCCUCAUCGUUCCCGUCGAGCAAAGUCUUCGCCAACGCAGCGCCUCUCUCACCUCUGUGCGCCCAGAGAGCUUCAGGACCAUGGAUCCCGAUGCCAAGUUCACCACGCCACGCCCGGCCCCUGCUCCCGUCAUGGAGCCAACAGUUCGCCGCCUCGGUUCGGCCUCGACCUUACUCCAGAAGCGCCCCUGCACGCGCUCACCAUCUCCUGCGCCUUCAUGGAAGCGCUUCUUUACGCGGAAAUUAGGCCACAGAGAGACAGACCGAUCGCCCACGCGAUGUCAAUCCGCCGACUGUAAUGAAGCUGUUGAGUGCGGCUCCCUUCUGCAAGCCUCGCCAAUCCAUACGCGCAGCUCUACGCCCUCAGACGGAGCACGCACGAGGGAUCUGUCGCCCGAGUCUUUGCGGCGCUUCCUCUCCGACGGCACUCCAACUCACGCUGAGCCUGUGACCCACCAGCCAUCGACCUUGUCUAUCCCUGACGAAAUCGCGGAGGAUGUUGAUGAUGACGACAACUUCGCAACGUCUGCAAUCUCUGAGAACCAAGUCUACGCCACGUCCUUGUCUCCACCUCCCUUCCAGCGCACAGCGUCAGCGGACACCAUACCGAGAGCGGCGAUUAACUUGAGCUCAACCACUCUCUCCGCCAGGCAGCCUUCUGACCAGAAGAUGCCGGAAGACUGUCAAGCGGAUGACUAUCAAGCGGAGCAACCCGUGCCUGAAAAGUCAAUUCCGAAAGUCGAAACCCACGCAAAGCCUCGCUGGUCUAUAUCGGCAACGUCCAGCGCACUAGCAACUCCCAUUUCUCCCCAGCUGGUUGCGGACGACCCUCCGUCCUUUUACGAUUCUAAUGACGAAGACGAUGAUGUCGUAUCCACAAUUGAAACAGAUAAUCUUUGUCACCGAGCUGUCAUCGACGCACCCCUCUCGGACCAAGGUUUUCGAGGUUACAGUCUGCCGCGUCAAAGCGGUGAAGAGAAGAGCAUGGCUGAGCCGAGGCCGGCCAUAAAGUCAUUCAGUUCUCCGCAGCUUCUUCCCGGAGCCGACAGCAGAAAUGAACAAGUCGGUGGAACCAAUCUACUUGGCACACAUAUCGACACAGGCCUCGACGACUUUGUCAGCGAAAUGGGAUGGAUCGUGGGCGCCAUCGGCUGCAAAGAGACUCAUUAGCUUAGGCGUUUGCGUAAGCAGCUCGCCCUGAAACACGCCAUAUGGGCGGCACGCCGCCUUAUUUACGACUCUCAUCUAGGGCCAUAGGUCGGAUGUCUUGCACAUGAAACCCACUCCGGCACGAUCCGCCCCACGCGUGCCAUUUCUUUACAUCUCAUGGGCGUACGCGUAGGGCAUUGAAUGAAAGAGAGGCCACGAACUUUGAUACCCAUGUAUUUUUACAAUACGCUUUGCUGCAGGAUACUAUAGACGGGGAGGCAGAAGCCCCCCACAUAUCUCGUCGUUGAACGAGACGCUUUUGGGGGCGAGAAAGGCGCACGAGAGCAUCUGAUAUUGAGACUUGCUACGUACAAGCAAGUUACAAAAGGGGGUAUCUUUGCUCAAGCAUCUGCCGUUCUUGAUGUAUUUUGUUGUCUGAGCUUCAUAGUAAUGGGAGAAUUUAACUGGACGGCGAAACAUGGAC